AUGUCCAAAUUGCGCUGGGCAGCCAUUUUUGUUGCUGCUGCGGCCGUCUCGGCCAAGGAUCCUGUACACUGGGAGAAUGUUACGGGGACUUCGACGAUUGUGUUUCCUACCGAUGUGGGCUUCGCCGGCGAUGAAGUGCCUGGGGGCCUUCCGUUCAAUGCCAUGGCUGAUACACUCGGCUCUGAGCAUGAGACAGUCGUGGAAAUGCGUUGGGUGCCCAAGGAUGCGGACACAUCGCAUGACUCGUGGAAGGAGUUGUGGUACAACCUAGGCGAGUUUGCUCCCUACCAUCCAGCGACCAACCUCUUCCCAGAGAUGGUGGAGUAUUCGGAUGUGCCCAGGCAGUGUACCAUUACACAGGUGCAUAUCUUGCACCGUCAUGGCGCCAAGUACCCGGACAAGGGCCACAAAGACGGACCAGGUAACUUUGGCCAGAAGAUUCGUGAUCAGAGAGAGGAUGACGACCAACGACUUGAAGUGUCUGGCGACCUUAUGUUCUUGGAAGAGUGGGACUACGACUUGGGCCAGAAAAUUCUUACGCAUGCGGGUUCGGAGCAAAUGUUCACGUCCGGCGUGAAACACUUUUACGACUACGGCCGCCUUUUGGAUGGCUUUCCACACAAGCCCGUGUUCCGUACGACGUCGCACAGCCGUGUCCUUGAUUCGGCACGGUACUUUGCACUGGGCUUCUUUGGCUGGGAUGCGACGGAGAAGUACAACUUGGAAGUGCUUACGGAGGAGGAUUUCCAGAACAAUACCUUGGCUCCGAAGAAUGCGUGCCGCAACGCGGACAACGACGACUACAUGUUCGGCGACUACCUCAGCUCGCAGUGGCAGCCUGUCUACCUUGAGUCACCCCGUCAACGCUUGCAGAAGGACAUUCACUCGAUGACAUUGUCCCACACAGACGUGUACAACAUGAUGCUCGCCUGUGCAUACGAGACCUAUGGCGAUGGCUUUUCUCAUUUCUGUCCUCUCUUUACCGCGGAGGAUUGGCGCAACUUUGAGUACGACCAAGACCUGCAGACUGUAGGUGAUCAUGGCUUCAUGAACCCUACAGGCCGCGCGCAAGGCAUUCCGUACGUCCAAGAUCUCGUGGCUCGUCUUAAGAAGCACACGUUUACCGGCCCAGUGACAGCGCAAAACAUGACACUCGAACUUAAUGAGACAUACACGCCGCUGGACCAGCCGAUCUAUGCGGACUUCUCCCAUCACAGUGUCAUCACUGGUGUGAUGACGGCGUUGAACUUGACGCAGUUCAAGGCGUACCUUGAUCCCACGCGUCCGGACCCGAACCGCGUGUACCGAACAAGUGAAGUGACGCCAUUAGCGAUGCGCAUGGCAUGGGAAGUAAUGGAGUGCGAAGAGAAUGGCGGCACCGAAAAGUACAUUCGUCUCAAGUUGAACGAUGUGGUGUAUCCUCUUGAUGUCUCCAAUGGAUGUGAGGCGACCUGCGAUGGCAUUUGCAGGCUGGAUGACUACAUUAACCACCUGGAUCAGUAUGCAUACGAUGCCUCCAAGUUUGAUCUUGUUUGCUUCGGGCAGAACGGUACGGACUAUACUAUCACAGGGCCUGUCCAGGAUGGGACCAUCCCUGACGAAGAUAUUCAUUACUAG
Molecule: messenger RNA, 1617 nt
Organism: Malassezia pachydermatis
Lineage: Eukaryota; Fungi; Basidiomycota; Malasseziomycetes; Malasseziales; Malasseziaceae
Product: phosphoglycerate mutase-like protein
Exons: 1
Coding region: 1-1617 (538 amino acids)
Molecular function (GO): acid phosphatase activity
Source: RefSeq, a predicted model, not a curated record